This is a messenger RNA of Danio rerio (zebrafish), 1181 nucleotides long. Lineage: Eukaryota; Metazoa; Chordata; Actinopteri; Cypriniformes; Danionidae. The record is from RefSeq and is a predicted model, not a curated record.
UUUCUGUCUCUCUCUCAAAAUUUGUUUAUGAACCAAAAAUGUCUCUUAGUAGCCUAUACAUCUUAGUUUUUAGUGCUUGGCAUUCAAAAUCAAAUAGGCUACAAUUUAUCGCCAGUAAAGUUCAAGUAGUGCAUUUUAUGAACACAACACUAAUCUGAGGGUUUCACGAUGCUUUCUCCGCCCUUCGUCUGUCACCCGCUGGAGGGAAACCGGGCGCGUGUUUUUCAAAACAAGCCAGGGCGGAUCACGUGCACGGGCCAGCAAAAGCAGCAGCUCUCUGUCUGUCGCGCGCGCGCGGCUCCGGCACUCGCUCCAGGUGCGCUCAUGGUUGUCCUGCGUCAUUUCUCCGUGGCGUUCAGCGCCGCGAUGGCUGCGGUCGGGACAGCGCUGUUUAUCGCGCUCAAUCUCUUCUAUAAGAGACGGGUUUGGACACCGGAGUCAGAGUACUUCACGUUCCGAGAGGAGGAAGAGGAGCGCAGUGAGAAGCAGGUGCUUGUUCUUGGCUUGGACGGCGCUGGUAAAAGCAGUGUUUUGCAGGGUUUGAGUGGAGCGGGCUACAGGAGGGGCUGCCGACCCACUCGCGGAUUCAACUUCAUCAGCCUAAACACACCUGCGUGCCAGCUGGACUUCCUGGAAAUUGGAGGUGGUGAAGACUUGCGGAUGUACUGGGCAGAUUACCUAAGGAGAACAAACAUCUUGGUGUAUGUGGUGGACUCCUCUGAUCGAAGUCGGCUUCCUCAGGCCAAAGAUGAGCUCCACCGAUUGCUCAAAGCAGAGACUGAUCUUCCAGUUGUGGUCCUGGGAAACAAACAGGAUAAGCCUGAUGCUGUCAGUGUCCCGGAGCUGCGUGAGGCUCUUUCCUUGAGCUCAGUGGCUGAUCAGAGGAAGCUCUUCCUACUGGCUGCUCAGUCGGGAUCUGACGGAUUAAGCAGAACCUGCAGCCUCCAAAAGAUCCAGGACCUGCUUCUGAAGCUGGUGUGAAGCCAGGAGGAGUUGGCACCGAUGUGCCAGAGAGGACUGGCAAAGGGAUAUUCAGUUCCGAGAAAAGCACUCCAAGAAUCGAGCGGGAGAUAAGAUGUUUACGUCAUGAUAAUGCCACUGUUGGGACUCAGAAGUUUUUUUUUUUUUUUAUUAAAAUGAGUCCUGUGCUCUUGAUGGCAUUAUUGCUGCAAGUUACAAUA